CUGUUACCGCCUGUGACAUGGCCCAUAAACGGCAGUCACAACUGGUGGACUCCGUACCUCUCCGUACACCUCUAAUGUUGAGAGACUUGUCAGUACGCAGAUGUUGUUGCGAGCACCAGUGAGCUACAGGUCAUUAACAGAGCGUGGCUGUUAGGCUACCAAUCACGCACCUCAGGCAGCACUUCUCGGUGCCUAUAGAGACCCGGUUUCUAUGUUAUGGGAAACUAGCCUGUGAGACCCACCCUCCCGCCAUCUAAUAAGAGUACAUGCUCUCGCAUUCCCUCGCGGGCCUCCAGCACCUCCUUACGAGCCUCCAGGGCCCCUCCCAUGUGGGCCUUCAGGAUACCUCCAAUGCUCCAAUGCUUCCAGACGCUACUUCCUCCACUAACACGAGUACCAUUCAACAUAUUCGUCAGCUCGGUAGUUUUGCAGUUCUUAGUACACUAAUUGAUAUCCUGCGCAUCAUCUCGCACCCCUCUCGUACAUCCAUUGCAUCCUCUGAUGCAUCCUCUCUCGCACCCUGUCGCACCUCUGUCGCACCUCUGUUGCACCCUAUCGCACCUCUGUCGCACCCUGUCGCACCUCCAUCUCAUCCUCUCGCACCUCCGUCCCAUCCUCUUGCAAUCCUCUUGCACCUCCACAGGCUCCACCCCAUCCUCUUGCGACCCUCUCGCAGCUCUGUUCUAUCCUGUCGCACCUCCGUCCCAUACUUUCGCACCCAAGAGAAUGCAGACUGGCGACGACGCUCUUGA
Molecule: messenger RNA, 752 nt
Organism: Suillus fuscotomentosus
Lineage: Eukaryota; Fungi; Basidiomycota; Agaricomycetes; Boletales; Suillaceae
Exons: 2
Coding region: 267-752 (161 amino acids)
Source: RefSeq, a predicted model, not a curated record